Molecule: messenger RNA, 1065 nt
Organism: Aspergillus homomorphus CBS 101889
Lineage: Eukaryota; Fungi; Ascomycota; Eurotiomycetes; Eurotiales; Aspergillaceae
Product: cupin domain-containing protein
Exons: 4
Coding region: 1-1065 (354 amino acids)
Source: RefSeq, a predicted model, not a curated record
AUGCCGUUUGUCCCGUAUCACAACUCGGCCGGCCAGUCCAAGAUCGUCAAGUUUGGGGGUCUUCUCACCACCGAAUUCCUCGAACCCCCACCGGGAAGAUGUUUUCUUUUCCGCCAAACGUACCGCCACAACGUUGAGGGCCCCGUCCCGGACAACCUCCGGAAAUUGAUCAAUAGCUCCGAUCGGCCGAAGGGUCCUCCGCCGCACUUUCACCAGUUCCAGACCGAGUACUUUCGGGUGGAGUCGGGUGUGAUGGGCAUAAACGUCGACGGGCAAGUUAAGCGGGUGACCGCCGCGGACGGGGAAGUAUCCGUCAAGGCGGGCAGCGUGCACAACUUCUUCAUCCACCCGGACUCCGAAGAGAGCAUGACCGUCUACCUGAGCGCCUCAGACUCCGGGAUGGACUACCAGCUGGACCGGAUCUUCUUCGAGAACUGGUACGGGUACUGGCAUGAUGCCUUACUGCAUGAUGGUGGCCUUGACUGGAUCCAAUUCCUGGCUAUCCAAGACGGCGGAGACGCAUAUACCCCAGCUCCGGCAUGGUGCCCCUUCCGCCGGCAGGUAGGCUACUGGACGUGCGUGAUUGUCGGCCGCUGGAUCGGCGGGCUCCUGGGCUACAAGCCCUUCUUCCGCGAGUACACGACGGACUGGGAUUUCGCCGUCGCCAAGAUGAAGGGCUCGUUUUUCCAGCGCCAUUUGGUGCACGAUGCGUACGCCGCCGAGAAGUCCUGGGAUGAGCAAGUUGCCUUGGAGGCUCCCUCGCGGCCUGAGAAUGCCGAGUUCGAGCCCUGGGUGCAGGACAUGUCACCCAAGGCGUUGACGCUGCCUUCCCCGAAGUAUGAGCGGGGCGUGUUCGUUGACGAUGCGGGUCGUCGUUCGAAUGGAAUCAAUGGUCACUCGAAUGGCGUCAAUGGCCAUAAUGGGGUGAAUGGACACGCGAACGUAUCGAGCCUCAACUUCCAUGGCACACAAUCUCGAUCAUACUUCAUGCAUUCGACAUUUCCUGGAUCUUCUCAAGCUCAAUGCCCUGUAUCUCUACGUUAUUCGAGACAUCACCCAGCCUAG